Aphis gossypii (cotton aphid) is the source of this 2803-nucleotide messenger RNA. RefSeq lists its product as uncharacterized. The record is from RefSeq and is a predicted model, not a curated record. Lineage: Eukaryota; Metazoa; Arthropoda; Insecta; Hemiptera; Aphididae. The coding region runs from base 921 to 2228 and encodes 435 amino acids. Gene Ontology annotation, molecular function: nucleic acid binding; zinc ion binding. The transcript is spliced from 2 exons.
UAAUAAAAAAAAAGAGGAAUAUAUUGUUAAAAAAAAAUUUUUUAUAAUUAAGGGGAAAAUAUUUUAUUUAAAGAAAAUUAUACGUGAAGAAUACGGAAAUAAAUAAUUAUAGAAAAAAUUAUUAGUGAAUUAUACGUCAAGGAACACGCAAGAAAAAAAGAAAGAGUUUAUUUUGUGAAUUAAAAAGAAUAUUAAUUGAGAAUUUUAUUGAAGGCAGUUAAGACCUUAUUUAUUGAAUUAUUGGGAAGGCAAGUAAUAAGUCCUUAUAUAUAUAUUGAAUUAUUUAGGCUGAAAAAGUGCCAUAUUUUAAAAAAUUGAUGAAAGGAAUUAUUUUGGGGCGGAUUUGAGCCAUAUAUAUUGUGAAUUAAAUAAUUGUGAAUUUUAUUGGGCCGAGUAGAGCCGUAUAUUGAAAAAUAAUUGCGAAUUUUAUUGGGCCGAGUAGAGCCGUAUAUUGAAAAAUAAUUGUGAAUUUUAUUGGGCCAAAAAGAGCCGUAUUUUGUGGAAAAAUAAUUGUGAAUUUAUUUAGGCCGGGAAGAGCCGUAUUUAGCGAUUUUAAUAAUCGGAGAUUUUAUUAGGCAGAAAUAAGCCGUGUUAUAAUUAAAAGAUAAUUGUGAAUUUUAUAGGCGAGAAAGUCCUAUCGUGUGAAAAAAAAUUACUUGACGUAUAUUGUGAAUUUUAGAGAGGAUAAAAAAAAAAUCCUAGGAAAAAAUAAUAUAAAAAAAUUAUAUAGAUAGAAAUAAUUGGGGGAAUAAUAAAAAUAUUACGAGGAUUUUAUAAUAAAAUAAUAUUGAUAAAUAUUUUAAAGAGAUUAAUGUUUGAUUAAUAAUUGAAAAAAAAUAUAAUAAUAAAAAAAAAAUUUAUUUUAAGAAAAUAAAGCGUAUUUAAUUUAAGUUAUAAUAAAUGAAUACACAAAUAAACGUAUGAAUAAGGAAAAAGAAGAAAAUAGUUAUAGUGAAAACGAUAGUAAUAGUUCGGAAGAGGAAACAGAUAUAACAAAAGAAAUCGGAACUCAGGUAGAGUUAAAUAAAAAUAUUGAAGUAAAUAAAUUAGUAAACAUAAGUAUAAAUACGAAAGAGGGUAGCGACUCUACACAGGGAAUUAAUAAGGAAAAAACAACAGGGAAAAGUUUGUUAGAUACUACUGUUAGAGAAGACUCAAAUACCGGAUUAGAACAAAGAUUAAUAGGGUUACGUAGUACACCAAAUUUAGUCCACUCAGAAUUAGGACCAGUAAAGAGGAAGCAAAGAACAAAAAUGUCUAGUGUAAAGGCUACAAUUGAGCAGGUCACUGCUAUGAUACCAAUUUGUGCCGACGCAAAAGACGUUUGUUCAUUCAUACGGGCAUGCGAUUAUGCAUGUGAGGCCGUAGAUAAAGAAACUAUACCCUUAUUAGUGAAAUUUAUUAAUACUAGGAUUACUGGCAAGGCUUUAGAAGUAUGUCGGUAUAGGGAAACCAGUGAUUGGGAAACUAUUAAAAAAAUAUUAAGGGGGGCUUUUGAACAGCAAUUGUCACCACAAACAUUACAAAUAGGAUUAAAUUCAGUUCGUAUGAAAAAUGACGAAGAUGUAUUAACUUAUACGGGUCGCGUAGAACAGCUAUAUUAUAAUUUAUGUAAUGCAACAUUGGCAAAUAAAACGCCCGAAGAGGCGAGAAUUUUAAGGCAAACUCUAAAGGAUCAGGCAUUAGCAAUUUAUAUAAACGGGUUAAAAAUGGAUUUACAAACAAUAUUACGAGCUAGGAACCCAGAAACUUUAGAACUGGCAAUGCAAAUGGCUAGGCAGUUAGAAAUCGAAUUUAGUUUUAACAAAGAAUUACAAAAUAACGAAACUAAAGUAAAUCAGAACGGAAAUAAAAAUAAUAACGGAAAUCGUUGGUCAAAUAACUAUCAGGGAAAUAAUCCAGAUGGACAGAAAUUCGGUUAUAAGCAAAAUUAUAAUCGUGGUCAGAAUAUACAAAAUCCGAAUAAUUAUAAUAAUUUUAAUCGUAAUAAUAAUAGUCAAUAUAAUAAUAAUUAUUAUAACAGUAACGUAAAGCCGAUAACUUGUAAUUAUUGCAAUAAGAUAGGACACGGUAGUGUUAGCUGUUAUAGUAAGCAACGGGAUGAACGUAAUGUAAAUCGGACGAGAAAUGGUCAAGUGUCGAACGGGAACGGCGUCCGUUCGAUCAACCAAAUAACGGCCGUAACGGAGGAGUUGUCACUCAACGAUGUUUCACAAUCGUAUCAGUAAUUAGUGAAAAUCAUGUUACAUUACAAUCACCUAAUUUUAAAACAAAUACAAUAGAUCUUCUUUUAGACACCGAUAGUGAAAUCAAUUUAAUAAAAAUAAAUAAAUUAACAGGCGAAACAUUAGUAAACAAAAAAAGGAAAAAAAUAAAUUUAAAAGAUAUUAACGAUAAAAUAGUAACUACCAUAGGCAAAAUUACAAUAAUAUUAAUAUUACAUAAUAAUAAUAAAAUAAAAACAGAGUUUCAUGUGGUCGAUAAAGAAUUUCCAAUACCGCAAGAUGGAAUUCUAGGUCACCACUUCCUGUUACAGAAUAACGCGAUAAUAGAUGUUGCGAAUAAUAUAUUAACAAUAAAUGAUGACACUCGUCGCUAAUUAAAUAAAAUAAAAUAUGUUUUACAUAUCUUAAACCACGAACGGAAAUGAUAAUAUCCAUACCAAUAGCUGAUCCGAUAAUGAAAAAUAAAAAUAUUUUAAUACAGAAACAAGAAUUAAUACAGGAGCAACGUAUAGAAUUAAAUGUAAUAAAAGAAAGUGAUCUAUAAAAAACGUAAAAUAAAAAAAAAAAAGGGAGAGAAA